Messenger RNA from Mytilus californianus (California mussel), 1520 nucleotides. RefSeq names its product pro-resilin-like. The transcript has 6 exons. Lineage: Eukaryota; Metazoa; Mollusca; Bivalvia; Mytilida; Mytilidae. The record is from RefSeq and is a predicted model, not a curated record. The coding region runs from base 73 to 1440 and encodes 455 amino acids.
AUGUGUUCAGAGAGAGGAGAGGACAGACCUGAAAGAUUCCUGAUCUUAGUUAGCUAGGUCCAGCAUACCACCAUGAAGACAAUUCUCUGUUUAAUAUUUGUUUUCAUCGCCGUAAAUGCCGCUGGUAAAAGGACAUAUCGUCCUGCACCAUACAACGGGGGAAAUGGCUACAAUGGUGCUGGAAAUGUCUACAAUGGGGUAAACGGCUACAAUGGUGCACCAAAUGGUUACAGUGGUGCACCAAAUGGUUACAAUGGUGCACCUAAUGUCUACACUGGUGCACCAAAUGGCUACACUGGUGCACCAAAUGGUUACAAUGGUGCACCAAAUGGCUACAUUGGUGCCCCUAAUGGCUACACUGGUGCACCAAAUGGCUACAUUGGUGCCCCUAAUGGUUACAAUGGUGCAGCACCUGGUGGCAAUGGUGGUGGUGGAAGUGGUGCUAGCUACAUGCCAGUGGUAAAUGGUUAUACUGGUAGUGGAGCUCCAUAUGACCCAGCUGCAGCAAACGGUAAUGGGGCUGCAUAUGACCCACUUGUAGGGAACGGUAAUGGACAAGAGGGAAACGGAGCUAGUGUAGACGUUGGCAAAUUAUUAUCAGCUCUAGUUAAUGUCCUCGUAGAAAGCAAAGACAAAACACCUGCACAACCAGCAUAUGAUCCAUACAAUGGUCCAGGCAUGCAGAUGCCAGGAGGUCCUGGAAAUGCACCAAUGGAUCUAGGCAGACAGAUGCCAGGAGGUCCUGGAAAUGCACCAAUGGAUCCAGGCAUGCAGAUGCCAGGAGGUCCUGGAAAUGCACCAAUGGAUCCAGGCAUGCAGAUGCCAGGAGGUCCUGGAAAUGGACCAAUGGAUCCAGGCAUGCAGAUGCCAGGAGGUCCUGGAAGUGAACCAAUGGAUCCAAGCAUGCAGAUGCCAGGAGGUCCUGGAAGUGAACCAAUGGGCCCAGGAGGUCCUGGAAGUGAUCCAAUGGAUAUGGGACAGGGAAUGCCAGGAGGUCCUGGAGGUGAUAUGAUAGCAAAUGGUGGGCCUUGUGACCCUAAUGAUCCAUACUGUCAAGAGCCAUGUGAUCCUAAUGAUCCAUCAUGUCAAGAACCAUGCGACCCUAAUGUUGAAUACUGUGGUGGUCCUUGUGAUCCAAAUGAUCCUUCUUGCCCACCCGAUGCUGGUACAGGCACUGGAGACUUAAUGCCAUAUGAUGGUCAAGAUGGUCAAGGUGGUCAAGGUGGUCAAGGUGGUUAUAAUGGUUAUGGUACAUAUGGAAAGAAAAAAUACGCCAAAAAAUAUGGGAGCUAUGGUAAGAAAUCUACACCUAAACCAUACGCUAAACCUUACGUCAGAACAUACAAGAAAAAAACCAUUAGAAAACCAUAUGCCAAGACAUAUUACACUAAAAGAUACAACAAGAAGCCUUAUGCCAAAAAACCCAAGGGUGGAUAUUAAACAGACUAUAUGAAUGAUGUUCAGUCAUGAAGUACUGUAUUAUAUUGUAAAAGUGUAAAUAAACUAAUUGCAGCAUGUUA